CUAAAACAUAAUACGGUGCAAACAAACCAAACCAAACCACCCACAGAUAACAGUAUAUACAAGCAAGCGUCGUCAGGCAGGCAGGUCGGGUCAAUAUCAAUUGGGCAGGUAGGUACAGGGGGAGCAAGCGGAGAAUGGUCGGGGUCACAGGCCAGGUUCAGCAGGUAGCAAGCAGCAUAGUACAGAGGGUCAGGCAGAGGGAUGGUCCGGGUCACAAGCCAGGGAUCAGAACAGGUAGCAAGCAGCGUAGAUCAGAGCAGGAGAAGUCAGCAAAGGAACAGAAACAGGAUGCAGGACAGAUACAGGGCCCAGGACAAACACAACACCAAGGCAGAGUCUGCAAGUCUGGCCAU
Staurois parvus is the source of this 353-nucleotide messenger RNA. Lineage: Eukaryota; Metazoa; Chordata; Amphibia; Anura; Ranidae. The record is from the annotation of a GenBank genome assembly.